UUUUAGAAAUGAGAAAUAGGCUAUCUGUAAUCGAGCAAAAAUUUAUUAUUUCUUUGAAAAUAAUUGAAAAUUACCUAAUACCUACCUAUUGCUCCGAGUAAAUAUUUAUUUUAUGUCAGUGGUUCUAUGAGAUAUAAUUGUAUAUUAUUAUUAAUUACUAUUUAAAGAAAAGAACAAGUUAAAUGCUCCUACCAAAAUAAUAUUGAAUGAAAAUAUAAGUUUAUUUACAUUUACGUGUUUAAAAGGUGCCGACAAAACAUGAGCAAAGUACAAAACCUGAAAAAAAUAAAAUCUCUAUGCCUAUUAACAUUGGGAGGUACAGUUGCAUAUCAAUUCAUUUAUUACAAAAAAGAUUUUCCCGGAUAUUAUGAAAAUAUAUUGCAGCCACUAAGUCAGCAUGUCAAUCCAGAAUGGGCUCAUAAACUUGGUGUUACUGCUUUAAAGUAUGGCAUAUUCCCUCCAGAGAGCUUUAAAGAUCCUUCAGUUCUGAAAACAAAAUUUCUCAACAAUGAACUCAGUAAUCCUAUUGGAAUAGCUGCUGGGUUUGACAAGCAUGGUGAUGCAAUUAGUGGCCUAAGAAGAAUUGGUUUUUCAAUUGUGGAGAUUGGUUCUAUUACACCUGAACCACAACCUGGGAACCCAAAACCAAGGGUGUUCCGACUUCCUGAAGAUAAUGCUGUUAUAAAUAGAUAUGGAUUUAAUAGUGAAGGCUAUGAGAAUGUUCUCAAAAAAAUUAAACAUAUAGAUAAAGUCACACUGGAUAGAGGCAUAUUGGGCAUUAAUUUGGGUAGAAAUAAAGAUUCGCAAGAUGCAGUCCAUGAUUACACACUCGGAAUAAAAACAUUUAAUGAAAUUGCAGACUAUUUUGUUAUUAAUAUAAGCAGUCCAAACACACCGGGACUUAGAGCUUUACAAAAUAAAAAGGAGUUGACAGAGCUUUUGACAGCUAUAAACAAAACAAUGAACUCAUUGCAAGAAGAUAAAAGACCUCCUCUCUUAUUGAAAUUAGCUCCAGAUUUAUCUGUAGAUGAAAUGAAGGAUAUAGUAUCUGUUAUCAAUAAAAAAGAUAGCAGAGUAGAUGGUCUUAUUAUUUCAAAUACCACAUUUGACAGAAAUAAUCUCAGUAAUCAAGAAUUUGCUCAUGAGACAGGUGGUCUAAGUGGGAAACCACUAACAUCUAAAUCAACAGAAAUGAUCCGAAUAAUGUAUAAACUGACCCAAGGAAAAGUACCAAUCAUUGGAGUUGGAGGAAUAUUUACUGGACAAGAUGCCUAUGAGAAAAUUUUAGCUGGAGCAAGUGCCAUUCAAAUUUAUACAGCUCUCAUUUAUCAUGGUCCACCAAUAGUAUCUAAAAUUAAAUCCGAACUAGCAGAGUUGUUGUUGAAAGAUGGUUACAGUACUGUUACUGAUGCUGUUGGUAAAGGUGUUGUUUAAAUGAAAAAAAUAUUAUUUAAAAAAAAAUAUAUAUUGUUUAAAUAUUUUGUAAAGCUUUAUUAUAAUUCCAUUUUAAUGAAAUAACCUUACAUUUAA
Leptidea sinapis is the source of this 1530-nucleotide messenger RNA. RefSeq names its product dihydroorotate dehydrogenase (quinone), mitochondrial (gene Dhod). The record is from RefSeq and is a predicted model, not a curated record. Gene Ontology annotation, biological process: 'de novo' pyrimidine nucleobase biosynthetic process; UMP biosynthetic process. Gene Ontology annotation, molecular function: dihydroorotate dehydrogenase activity. Lineage: Eukaryota; Metazoa; Arthropoda; Insecta; Lepidoptera; Pieridae. Bases 259 to 1434 code for a protein of 391 amino acids. Gene Ontology annotation, cellular component: cytoplasm; mitochondrial inner membrane. The transcript has 5 exons.